This is a messenger RNA of Mauremys reevesii (Reeves's turtle), 2392 nucleotides long. RefSeq names its product THUMP domain containing 1 (gene THUMPD1). The coding region runs from base 89 to 1060 and encodes 323 amino acids. The record is from RefSeq and is a predicted model, not a curated record. Gene Ontology annotation, biological process: tRNA modification. The transcript has 4 exons. NCBI's taxonomy places the organism in Eukaryota, Metazoa, Chordata, Testudines, Geoemydidae. Gene Ontology annotation, molecular function: RNA binding.
GGCGUCAUCGCCUCGCGCCGCACGUCGGCGAGGUAACGCGUGGUUCUAGCGCCCGCGUGGAGGCCGGACUCGUGGCUCAGCUGCCUCCAUGGCCGCCUCGGAGCAGCCGGCUGCGGCGAUGAAGCGGCGGCACAAGGCGCAGUACGUGCCGGGGCAGCAGGCCAAGCGGCCCCGGGGCGGCGGCGGGCCGCGGCAGCUGGAGCUCGGCAUGCAGGGCAUCCUCAUCACCUGCAACAUGAACGAGCGCAAGUGCGUGGGGGAGGCCUACAGCCUGCUCAACGAGUACGGGGACCUGCUCUACGGGCCCGAGAAGCAGUUUACAGAUCAAGAUGGCAGGUUGUCAGGAAGUGAAGAGGAGGAAGAUGAUGUUGAAGCUGCCUUAAAGAAAGAAGUUGAUCAGAUUCGCACUUCGACUGAACAGAAGCUGAGAAGAUUCCAGUCAGUGGAGAGUGGAGCUAACAAUGUGGUCUUUAUUAGAACGCUGGGUGUAGAACCUGAGAACCUCGUGCAUCAUAUAUUAAAGGACUUGCACACUACUAAAAAGAAGAAAACAAGAGUGAUUCUGCGUAUGUUGCCCAUUUCUGGAACCUGCAAGGCUUUUGUGGAAGAUAUGAAAAAGUAUUCAGAGACCUUCUUUGAGCCUUGGUUUAAAGCCCCUAAUAAGGGUACUUUUCAGAUUGUUUACAAAGCUCGUAAUAACAGUCACAUGAGUAGGGAAGAAGUAAUCAAAGAAUUGGCAGGAAUAGUGGGCAGCCUAAAUCCAGAAAACAAAGUGGAUCUUAAUAACCCCCAGUAUACCAUUGUGGUAGAAAUAAUAAAAAAUGUCUGUUGCUUGAGUGUGGUGAGAGACUAUGUUUUGUUCAGAAAAUAUAAUCUACAAGAGGUGGUGAAGAGCAACAAGGAAGAGCUGGUACAGCAAAACCUGUUGAGUGCUUCACAGGAGGAGAAGUUGAAAGAAAUAAACCUGGCAGAAGAGGACUCUAAAGAAGUGAAACCGGAAGACAAAGGUCAGAGUGAAGAGGAAGCUAAGCCCAAUGAGAGCGACAGUCAGCAGGCAUAGAGAAUGUGAUGGAAGGGGAAGACAAACACAAAGAUCACUGUAAAAAUAGACUGGCUUAGAGUUUUGAAAUGGGCAUUUAAAGGAGAGCUUAAUUUUUUAUUUUAAAUUUGCUUUUUAAAAUAUCCAAGUAUUUAAAAAAAAAAAAAUGUAAUGCUCCAUCCUGUCUUUGCUAUAGGAGUCAGUGUUGCAGCACGCAGUGUCAGAGAGAAUGGUGAUAUUUAUCACUUAACUCUUCAGCCUGAUUCUCCAAUGCCUUCCAUCUUGUGUGGUCAUAGAUCUGUGCACCGUGUAGGUAAACUGUUACCAGUCUGAUCUGGUAGCAUUUUACACCCACUUACCACAUGUAAAUAACUACCAUAGGGUGCUGGGCUGACUCAACCCCUUUGCCUCUAGACAUUCUGAGAAGCCAAUGGCAGAGGCAGGAUUGAGAGGUCUGGAAAAGGACAGGAUCUUGCAAGGCGGGUUAUUUGGAAAAAAAAACUGUGCCAUUUUGUUUUGGUGACAUGACUUUGCAUACUAUGUAAACCUCGUCUUAUUAAACACAGAAUGAGCCAUAAGCACCCGAUUUUCUGUAUGUUGUUCAGAUGUCUACAAAGUCUAGUUUAGAACAUAUUAACAUGUCUUUGAAAUGUGUGUGUGUGGGGGGGGAGAGGAAUUGCCACCAUCAAUAGCUCAGUAUUAUGAGCAAACCUCUCCCUCACCCUUCUCCCUCAAAUUCCUGUAAUUUUCUAGAACAGACAGAUGCCAGUGUGGAAGUCGUGUAUAAUCUUGGCAAAAGCACCCUGUGGUAUGUCUCUCAAGAAGAGCAAUGUACAUAGUGGACAGGAGCAUAUAUAGUUAUCUAUUAACUAUCUGAGAAGAACCCAUUUCUAAGGAUACCUAUUCCAAAGGCACUCCUUUAUUUAAGUUUGAUGUUUUUAUUAAAUAGUCUCAUUCAUUGGUUUUUUAUUAGCUGUGCUCAUGUUUGAGUUGGUUUUUAAACUUCAUGUGAAAGCGGCUCUCUGUAUUACACAACAUCUAAUAGAAAAAGUUUAACUUUUUGUAUGGUUUCAAUUUUACAAAAUGAGUGUUCUGCCUCAGUUUGAAAAUAGCAUCUGAAUUUUUUCUCUUCCUAUAACAUUUGAAGAGUACGUCUCACUGAUAAGUUAUGGUAUCAUUUUUACAAAGACUAGAAACCCAGAUUAAAAAAAAACCCUAUUUUAAUAUAGUGUGGCUAUAGCUUGUUUUCCAAUAGUAUUGUUCCUGUACACUUUUUGUACAAGUGUAUGGCUUAGGUGUUUCAUGAUGCACUUACAACUUAAACCUGUUGGUGUCACUAAUGGAAAAGCAUUU